Molecule: messenger RNA, 1539 nt
Organism: Salvelinus namaycush (lake trout)
Lineage: Eukaryota; Metazoa; Chordata; Actinopteri; Salmoniformes; Salmonidae
Gene: cfap184
Product: coiled-coil domain containing 96
Exons: 1
Coding region: 1-1539 (512 amino acids)
Biological process (GO): cilium assembly
Cellular component (GO): axoneme; ciliary basal body
Source: RefSeq, a predicted model, not a curated record
AUGGAUGGGAAUGCAGAGCAGAAAGAGAAUGACCCUGGGUCCAAUCCCAGCACUGAAAACACAGAGCUGAAGAACGAUGAGCAACUCCAGCAUACACCAGCUGAAGAGCCCUCAGAAGAGGGUAAAUCCACUAAUGCUGAUUACAGUAAGAAUAAAGCUGACACGGCUGCAGAUGAGGCUGAGGAGGUGGUAGCAGUGGAGCAGAGUGGGCAAGAGUCUGAAAAAGCUUCACCAGAUACUGCAGGGGAACAGGCAACAGAGGAUAUCUCAGCUGGGACAGAGGGAGGGAACCCAGCCGCUUCUGAACCAGUAGAGGGCGCUGGAGAUGAGUCACCCACAGGAGCCAACCUACCAACAAGUGAGACAUUCGAAGAGGGAGAGGGCCCGGAGAUGAAGCCUCUAAUAGGGGAGCCUCUCUCCCGCGAGGGGAGCCUCACACUCGAAGAUGUCUACAACAACAACGAUGAUGAAGACGGACCGCCAAAACUAGACCCAGGGACUCCCGAAAGGGAGAGUUCCGUGCAGGUUGAGGAAAAGGGUCCCUCUCUAACCAAAGAGACGGGCCCCAGCAUCGACUACAAAGAAUACAUGAACUUCCUUUAUGAGUUGCAGGCGGAGAAGGACAAACUGAGCCAGGUCAAUGGUCAGCUCCAGAUCAAGCUGGUGGAGUACUUCCGCAAGAAGACAGGUGAUGACGCACGUCCUGAGAAGGAGAAAGCCGUGUCGGACCAGGAGCAGCGCUACCAGAAGUACAUGGCCAUCAUGGAGGACCUGAAGUGGCAGCACCGGCUGGACUCGGAGGCAGCCCAGCAGCAGGCAGAGGAGCUGAGGCAGCAGAGCCAGGAGAAGCUGGGCCUACUGGAGACCGAGUGGAGCGCUUUCAUGGCACUGAAGCGCGACGUGGCCGUGACGGCCCUGAGCCGGCGCCUUGGGAAACAGGCGGCGGCGGUCGAGGUAGAGCAGAUCCAGGCGGCCGAGCAGCGGCGCCAGAAAGAGCUGGUCACCGUGCGCCUGGAGAAUAUCAAGCUAAAGAACAAGACGCGCAGGUUUGAGGCCACACUGCGUGCCAAGGAGAUGCUCGCUGAGGGCCUGCACCUCAUCGACUUCGAGCAGCUGAAGAUAGAGAACCAGACGUAUAAUGAGAAGAUUGAGGAGCGCAACGAGGAGCUCCUUAAACUGCGCAAGAAGAUCACCAGCACAGUCCAGGUACUAACCCAUGUGAAGGAGAAGCUCCAGUUCGUGCAGAUGGAGAACCAGGCCAAGCGGGCCCAGUUGGCUGAGGUGGAGGUGGUGGUGGCCAGGAAGAGGGAUGUGCUGACCAGGACCAAGCAGGCCAGGGAUGGCCUCCGCAUGGACAACCUGAAGCUGCGCCAGCGCUGCGGCCUGCUGGGCAACGAGACCCUGCUGAGGGACUUUGAGGAGAAGGUGGACGCCUCAGACGACCUGGAGGAGAGGCUGGAGGGGCUGAAGAGGAGGCACGCAGAGCUCAUACUGAAGUGUGCCGGGGUCAAGAAGAAACUGGAGCACACCAAACCCUAA